CGUCACUGCGUUGUUGUUGGGGUCCAAGACGCUCCGCGGUCGACUAGGGAAGCCCAAAUAAUAGUGAAAUAUAGCGUUCAUAUUUCACCUAUAUGGACUAAAACCCACCUGGAUGCUGAUCAAAUCCGCGGUGUUGGCGGAUCCCCUCGUCGCGGCGGUCCUGGAGCCUGGCUGCACCUUGCAGACAGAGAUAUAACAUAUAUACACCGGGCAGAGGGGGGUAUUAGGUCUGGUCGGAUGUGGAUCUACUACCCAAGGCCGCUGUUUUUAGAAAGCCUGUAACUCCUGAACACCACCGGGUGCCGCCAUGAGGAAGAAGGGUCCCCACCCGCGAGUGGUUCUUCCCAAGAGGGACUCCUCGCCCAUCAAGCCGUCGGCCAACCGCGAGACCCUGACGUACGCCCAGGCUCAGCGCAUCGUUGAGCUGGAGGUUGACGGCCGCCCGCACCGCCUCAGCAUCUUCGACAAGCUGGAGGUGGUGGGCGACGACACGGCCACCGCCCAGGAGAUCAUGGAGUGCAACAGCAACAAGGAGAACCACGAGAAGCCCCCGCAGGUCCUGGUGCGCUCGGCCCGCCUGAAGAACAGCCAGCAGAGGAAGAGCGGGGCUGCGGCGGCUCCGGGCCCCGGGGGGCCCCCCAGCAGCGCCCUCCUGGAGCCCCGCUUCCGCACGGUGGAGUACAACCUGCCGGUGGUCCCGCGGCGGCCCGCCGCCUUCUACCAGUACACGGAGCAGACGGAGGAGGAGCUGGACGAGGAGGUGGAGUACGACAUGGACGAGGAGGACUACGCCUGGCUUGAGCUCCUCAACGAGAGGCGGAGGAGUGAGGGCGUCAGCCAGGUCUCCUACAACCUCUUCGAGUUCCUCAUGGACCGGUUGGAGAAGGAGUCCCUGGGCGAGCAGCGCUCCCCAGUGGACGAGGACGCCGUGUGCUGCAUCUGCAUGGACGGGGACGCCGCCGACAGCAACGUCAUCCUGUUCUGCGACGCGUGCGACAUCGCCGUGCACCAGGAGUGCUACGGCGUGCCCUACGUGCCCGAGGGCCAGUGGCUCUGCCGCCACUGCCUGCAGCGGCCGGCGCGGCCCGCCGAGUGCCUCUUCUGCCCCAACCGGGGCGGCGCCCUCAAGAAGACGGACGACGACCGCUGGGGCCACGUGGCGUGCGCGCUGUGGGUGCCCGAGGUGGGCUUCUCGGACACGGUGUUCAUCGAGCCCAUCGACGGCGUGGGGAACAUCCCGCCGGCCCGCUGGAAGCUGACCUGCUCGCUGUGCAAGGAGAAGGGCGCCGGCGCCUGCAUCCAGUGCCACCGCGCCAACUGCUACACGGCCUUCCAUGUGAGCUGCGCCCAGCGGGCCGGCCUCUACAUGAAGAUGGAGCCCGUCAGGGAACCCAGCGAGGCGGGGGCUGCCGCCUUCUCCGUCAAGAAGACGGCCUACUGCUGUGCUCACACGCCGGAGGGCUGCGACCGGCGGCCGCUGCACGUCUACGACCAGCCCGGGGACCGCAAGCCCGGCAAGCAGAGGAGCAAAACCAAGAUCAAGAGAGAGGAGCCCGACCCGGAGGCCCCGGCCAUCAGCGGGCCCAGCAUCACCCUGUCUAGCUUCGAGAGCAUCGUGAACCAGGUGGCGGUCCAGAAAAAGAGGUCCUUCGUGGAGAGAGUUCUGAGCUAUUGGGUCCUGAAGAGACAGUCCAGGAACAAUGUCCCCCUGAUCCGCCGCCUGCAAGCCAACUCCCAGCCCCCAAAGAACCACCAACCGGUCAGUCCUAAGACCGACCCAAUGGUCAGUCCUCCUAAGACCCACCCAACGGUCAGUCCUAACCCCCAGACCCCCAAGAACCCUCAACCGGUCAGUCCUAAGACCCACCCAACGGUCAGUACUGAGACCCAUCAACCGGUCAGUCCUACCCCCCAGCCCCCCAGGACCCACCUACCAGUCAGUCCUAAGACCAGCCCAACGGAGUUCCGCCUGGAGCGCAGCCAGGAGCUGAAGGAGCAGCUGACGGAGUGGCACCGCCUGAGGCACGACCUGGAGAGGGCCCGCCUGCUGCUGGAGCUCAUCCGCAAGAGGGAGAAGCUCAAGAGGGAGGAGGUGAAGCUGCAGCAGUCUCUCAUGGAGGUCCAGCUGACUCCCCUCAACAUCCUGAUGAGAGCCGUCCUCGCCCAGCUGCAGGACAAGGACACCUACAAUAUCUUCGCCCAGCCAGUCAGCCUCAAAGAGGUCCCAGACUACCUGGACCACAUCAGUCAGCCCAUGGACUUCUCUACGGUGCGGAAGCGGAUCGAGGCCCACCACUACAGCAGCCUGGAGGCUCUGGAGGAGGACUUCAACCUCAUCAUCUCCAACUGCAUGACCUACAACAAUCCAGAGUCCUUCUUCUACAAGGCGGCGCAGCGCAUGCAGGACCACGGCGGGGCCAUCCUCCGCAAGGCCCGGCGCCAGGCCCACAAGGUCGGCUACCAAGUCCCCGGGGGCACCCACCUCCCCACCGCCCCCCCACCGGCGGAGCCAGCCCCCUUCAGCUGGGAGCACGUGGACCGUGUGCUGAGCCCGGCCUACCGCCUGCAGACCCCGCUGCUGCAGCAGCUGGACGAGCUGCUGGAGCAGCUGGACGCCUGCGUGUCCAUGAAGCAGAGCCCCUCGCGCAGCAAGCGGCUCAAGCUGCUGAAGAAGAGCAUCGUGGAGGUCCGGGCCCAGCUCAACCGGCCCCUCCACACUCGGACCCCCGCCCCGGGCCCCUUGGAGCCCACGGAGACGCCCCCUGCUGAGGCUCAGGGCUCCCCAGCCCGCACACACAACCAUGAGGAGCGCUCUAUACCGCCGCCCCCUGCCCAGCCACUGUGCUCCCUAGCAGAAGAACCCCCCGGAUCGCCCCACCCGUCCAGCCCCGACGCCUCCGCCCCGCCGCUCGUCACAGACGCCACUACCUCAGAACCACAGGGACCGCCCCCCGCCGCCCCCACGCCCACAGCCGCCGCCUCCCCGCCUCCGACUGGGCCAACCGGACCCCCGACCGGGCCCUGCAGACCCCCCGCUGGUCGGCGCGGCAGCCUUCUCUUCCGUAAGUCCAAGAGCGUCAGCCCGCUGAAAGCUCCCCCGCCGGGCGGCGUCUCCCCGGGCUGCGUCCCGCCGGGCUCCCCGCCCCUGGGGACCAAGAGCUUCCUGUCGGUGGUGAUCCCCCGCCUUGAGACACUCCUGCUGCCCAGGAAGAGGGCCCGCAGUGCCAGCACGGACCGGGGCCGCGAUGGGGACUGCCCCCGAAAACGCCUCAACACAGGAUUGGCCAACGGCUUCGUGGUGGAGGAGGAGGAGGAGGGAGAGGAUGAAGGGUCAGGGUCCAGCCGACUUCUGGAGCCUCGGAGGCGCUGUGCCUCAGAGUCCAGCAUCUCCUCCAGCGGCAGUCUUCUCUGCAGCACCAGCACAGUGACUGUACAGAAGAGUUUGAAAGGGCGCUCCCUGGUGGCACGGCGGUGCACUGCAGACGUUAAGACCUCACGCCUCACCUGCAGGGAGCACACGCAGCUCCCCAGAGACGUACACCUGGCCACAGACCACGGUGCCCCAAAUGGCGACGGGGGCGUGGCCUCUCAGCGGGGGGCGGACGGCCCCCCCGGCCGGGCGGUGACCCGGAGAGCUGACGCCAUACCGCUCCGCAGAGAAGCUCUACCUCGCUCCCUCCUCAGACAGCAGGCCCAGCUGGCAAUGGCUUCCUAGAACCAAGAUGGCUGCCUGCGGGGUCAGCAAGAUGGUGGGCGGCGUGCAUCGUGACCUCUGACCUCGGACUCACAGCACCCUGAAAUACUUAUACCUCUGACCUACUGUACCCUAAAGUACUCUGACCUACUGUACCCUGACCUCUGACCUACUGUACCCUAAUGUACCCUGACCUGUGACCUACUGUACCCUAAAGUACAGUGACCUCUUACCUACUGUACCCUAAAGUACCCUCACCUAUGACCUACAGUACCCCAAAGUGCCCUGAUCUCUCACUUACUGUACCCUAAAGUACCCUGACCUCUGACCUACUGUACCCUUCAGUCAAGGUUAGGGUUCAUCCCCUGAAGCUACUGAGUGACAACAUGACCUUUAACCCCACCCAGACGAGGCCCGACACUAAAUUAUUUCACAUUUGCUGUUGCUACGGUGAGCGUUGAUUCGCAGCUGUUGACGGAAGCUGCUGGUGCUAUCUGUAGCCGCAGGGCUAGCUAGCUGCUGGUGCUUUCUGUAGCCGCGGGGCUAGCUAGCUGCUGGUGCUAUCUGUAGCCGCGGGGCUAGCUAGCUGCUGGUGCUAUCUGUAGCCGCGGGGCUAGCUAGCUGCAGGUGCUACAUACUGUAUCACCACAACAAGUUCUCAUUUCUACUCCUUUUCUUACUCUUUGCUUUCUUUGUAAGUUAUUGAGUUGUGAAACUUCUCUGGCAUUAACCUUUAGUGUGUUUUUGUUUUUUUAUUCACUGUUUUUACCGGACUUUUGGGGUUUGUACAUAUUGAUAUAAAAUCUAUAUUAUAAUAAUAAUGUAUACUUAGAGAAUCUCUCACAGGAACCAAGAAAGGCUGCCCUGUUCGUGUGUGUGUGUGUGUGUGUGUGUGUGUGUGUGUGUGUGUGUGUGUGUGUGUGUGUGUGUGUGUGUGUGUGUGUGUGUGUGUGUGUGUGUGUGUGUGUGUGUAUUUAUUGAGAACAGAGUAGUACGCCCCCACCUUGUUUGAACCUUCUUCCCUCGUUUUCUUUUUUAUGAGUAGCAUUAAAUAUGUCCAUGUGUUUCUCCAGACUGAUGAUGAUUUUAUAUUAAAACACUGAAGAAUUAAAAAAACGGUAUUGAAUCACUCA
Molecule: messenger RNA, 4827 nt
Organism: Gadus morhua (Atlantic cod)
Lineage: Eukaryota; Metazoa; Chordata; Actinopteri; Gadiformes; Gadidae
Product: bromodomain-containing protein 1
Exons: 12
Coding region: 308-3715 (1135 amino acids)
Biological process (GO): regulation of transcription by RNA polymerase II
Molecular function (GO): protein binding
Source: RefSeq, a predicted model, not a curated record